GCAACACUUCAAAAUGGCGGAGCGGGAAGAAGCGGUGAGGGAGUUCGUUGCUGUUACUGAUGUUGAUGAAGAGAGGGCCCGUUUCUUUCUCGAGUCAGCCGGCUGGGACCUACAGCUCGCUUUAGCUAAUUUCUUUGAGGAUGGAGGAGAUGAUGAUAUCGCCACUCUUCCUCAGCCAGAGUCUGUUUCUGUAUCUCGAUCCACAGGACCAAGUGAACACAGAGUUACGUCGUUUAGAGAUCUGAUGCAUGAAGAUGAACAUGAGAGCGACGAAGAGGAAGGAGAGAGGUUCUUUGCUGGUGGGUCAGAACGCAGUGGGCAGCAGAUCGUUGGUCCUCCCAAAAAGAAGAGCCCAAAUGAAAUGGUUGAGGACCUCUUCAAAGGUGCUAAGGAGCAUGGGGCAGUCCCUGUUGACAAACCAGGCAGAGGACCUGGAGAAUCUAGCAGGUCUAAGCCUUUUGGGGGCGGUGGCUAUCGAUUGGGUGCAGCACCAGAAGAACAAUCUGCUUAUGUGUCAGGAGAAAAAAGACAGUCAAGUAGUUCACAAGAUGUACAUGUGGUGCUGAAGCUGUGGAAGCAUGGGUUUAGCCUUGAUGAUGGAGGGAUUAGGAACUACACUGAUCCUGCAAACGCCCUCUUCCUCGAGGCGAUCCGCAGAGGGGAAAUUCCCCUGGAAUUAAGACAACGUUCCCGAGGUGGUCAGGUAAACCUGGAUAUGGAGGAUCAUCGAGAUGAAGACUUUUCCAAACCUAGACCUGCAUUCAAAGCCUUUGGUGGAGAAGGACAGAAACUCGGCAGUGCAACUCCAGAGUUGGUGUCACUCCAGAGAAACCCGCUGCACCAGGCUGCCAAUGAAGCUGAGGCUAGUACUUCCAUCAGUGUGGACAGCUCUCAACCUGUUACCAGUAUCCAGAUCAGACUGGCUGAUGGAGGCCGACUGGUGCAGAAAUUCAACCACACCCACAGGGUGUCUGAUGUGCGUGAGUUUGUGGCAAGCGCUCGCCCGGCUUUAGCCGCCAAAGAAUUUGUUCUUAUGACAACCUUCCCCAACAAGGAGCUGACAGAUGAGAGCCAAACGCUGAAGGAAGCCAACCUGUUGAAUGCCGUCAUUGUGCAGCGACUGAAGUGAUGCUGCCAUCUGCUGUCUGAGCUUUAUAAAAGCAUGAGUGGAGAUUGGACUGAAAGGACUUCUAAUUACUUAAUUUUGUUUUCUUUAGUGAUCUGUUGCUCCUCUGAGGCGGUUUUGUGGGGCGGUGGUUGUUUUUGGUUGAACAAAAUGGAGAUAAGAGGGAAGCAAUCACAUUGUGAUGCAUUUAACGGAAAGAAGUUAGGAAUGAAGGGGAGAUCUAACACAUUUUACGGUUUUAGAAUAACUGAUGCACAUAUUCUGAAUGAAAUAAAGAGCUUUCUGAAGA
Messenger RNA from Triplophysa dalaica, 1415 nucleotides. RefSeq names its product NSFL1 (p97) cofactor (p47) (gene nsfl1c). The record is from RefSeq and is a predicted model, not a curated record. Gene Ontology annotation, molecular function: ubiquitin binding. Gene Ontology annotation, cellular component: nucleus; cytosol. The transcript has 9 exons. Bases 14 to 1129 code for a protein of 371 amino acids. Lineage: Eukaryota; Metazoa; Chordata; Actinopteri; Cypriniformes; Nemacheilidae. Gene Ontology annotation, biological process: autophagosome assembly; nuclear membrane reassembly; proteasome-mediated ubiquitin-dependent protein catabolic process.